AAACCUCAGGAGGAAGAAGAAAAAGAAGACCCACUACAACGUCAUCACGCACAACGUGUAUUACUGAAGCAACAUGGCUAUGAAUGGAGCUGACGAGGACUUCGAGUGGGAGCCUCCAACUGAGGCAGAGAUGAAGGUGAUCCAAGCUCGCAGGGAGCGGCAAGACAAAAUCAGCAAGCUGAUGGGAGACUACCUGCUCAAGGGAUACAAGAUGCUGGGAGAAUGUUGUGAUGUGUGUGGGACGAUUCUUCUGCAGAACAAACAGCAGAAGAACUACUGUGUAUCAUGCCAGGAGCUAGACUCGGAUAUAGACAAGGACAACCCUGCUCUAAAUGCACAGGCAGCAUUGUCCCAGGUUAGAGAAAGACAGCUUGCAGCACAGUCCCCUGCACCGUCUCAGGUCCCUGAGCUAAGCAGGGUCCCCAGUAGCAUUCAGGCAAGUGUGUCAGUUCCUCAGCCCAGACCGGAGCACUGUGAGGGUGCUGCUGCAGGGGGAAGGGCCUCUCUACUUCCACCUGCUGUCCCUUCAACUUCAGCACCUGCCUCCACCACAGCCCUGGCUCCCACUCAACCCCCAGUUUGUCCACAGAGCACUGCCCUCCAACCUGUGUUGCAAGAAGCUGAGGAAGCUGUUCUAACCAAACUUCGCUGGGCCACCACCCAGCUUCAGAGUUCACCUUCCCUGGAGGCAAGUAUCCAACUUUGCAGCCUCAUCGCCAGCUGUGCCAAUUCACUGCGCAGCCUCAAGGAGCUCAGCCAGUAACUUUAUCAUGGACUGGUUGAAACCAUGGAGUAAUGGGAAUGCUGUCUUGGAAUACUGACUCUGCUUUGCUGCCUUGCAGCACCUCUCUGUGACUGACUCCUUGCCUAGAGCUGAAUUCAAAAUUGGUCAGAAAAUGCAUUUGAAACAGGAUUCAAGUAUCAGGUCUUGGGUUACUCUUGAGAUGAUUUAGCUGUAUGGCUGCCAGAAAUAUGUUACAAGGUUUCUUAAUAUUUUUAACAGCUUUAGGUUGUAAGUUACCAUAGAAUUAUGAAAGUACAGCAAUUGUCUGUAUUAAUUUAAACAAGCUGGCCAUUAAAUCUAUAUUCUGCCAAAAAAAAUAAUACUAACAGAUAUUCAUAGACUUAUGGGGAAUUGACAAAUGGUGUUUUUCUGAUUGGUGGUUAUGCAGUAUCCCAAAACAGUGUAGCUUUGCAAAUCACAAAAGUUGAACAAAAGCUAAAAUCCUGGCGCACACAUGCUUGUAUAUAUGCGUAUCUGCACUAGAAGAGUCUGUGUUGAUAUACAGCAUGCUGCUAGACUGUAAGUCUGCAUUCUUCAAUUUGCUGCUCAGUCUGAUGGCCAGAUUUCUGGUGUCUACGCCCUGGUGAUGCAGAGAUCGUCAUAGUGUGCAGUGUUGAGUGUAAAUAUAUUUGAUUCAUGAUGAUGAUAAUGGUCAGGAUAUUCACUGAGGGUCUGGUGAGACAGUGUAACAUUCAGGAGUCAGGCUCAUUGUUCACUAUAGACAUGUAGAAUAAAAUGCAGUGUAUAUGAAUAGACAGCACUUCAUAUUUGUAAAAGCAAUCUUCAGUGUUGUUCAAGGAAGUCAGAGUUUUCUAAUUGGGUACCUGAAUAAAGCUUUGUCUGUU
Messenger RNA from Monopterus albus (swamp eel), 1629 nucleotides. It is a transcript of the gene znrd2, whose product is annotated as zinc ribbon domain containing 2. The transcript is spliced from 4 exons. The coding region runs from base 74 to 763 and encodes 229 amino acids. Lineage: Eukaryota; Metazoa; Chordata; Actinopteri; Synbranchiformes; Synbranchidae. The record is from RefSeq and is a predicted model, not a curated record.